This is a messenger RNA of Heterostelium album PN500, 2748 nucleotides long. RefSeq lists its product as uncharacterized. The record is from RefSeq and is a predicted model, not a curated record. NCBI's taxonomy places the organism in Eukaryota, Evosea, Eumycetozoa, Acytosteliales, Acytosteliaceae. Bases 1 to 2748 code for a protein of 915 amino acids. The transcript is spliced from 2 exons.
AUGAUGAAAUUAUUAUAUUUAACAUUAAUAGCCAUUGUUUUAUUACAAUCAUUAACUUUUGUUAAUGGUGAUGAUCAAGUUUUUGGAAAUCAAAUUAAUAUAGGACCAUGUAAAUUCAAUAGUUUGGUACAAUUGAAUUUCAGUUAUGUUCCAAUGCCAACUGGAAGCUAUGAUAUCAGUGGUAUUCAAAUUAUGCUUUUGAAUGAAACCAGUGGUAAACCAUAUCAAAAGGAUCUGCUAAAGAUUCUAUCGGUUGAUGUCAUCGUUGACAAACCCGUUGUAAAGAAGAUAUUCUCUUUCACCUUGUCCAAUAUUGUGACACCAAUUGUAUUGCCAUCGCCAUACGUUGUUUCGAUUUUCGAUAAUACAUCGACAACCAUCCAAUUGAGCUAUUUCUCUUUGGACAAUAGUACUAUUGAUCCAGUCGAAUUGCACUUGGCAUACUUUAUCAAAUAUACUCCAUCGAACGAGAGUAGAUCGGUGCCAGUCAUGAGAACUGCCAGUUCAGCAACCGCCAACUUUGGACCAUUCAAUGUUCCAGGCAAGGGUGGUUUGUUCCGUCAACAAAACAGUGCCAAGUGGCUUCAGGACUUGGAUGCCGUCUACUUCCAGACUUCCGCUUCUACUGGUGUCGUCAAUAUCACAUUCACCAACAACGCCACUGGAGAGGUCAUUUGUAAAUCUACACCAAUCUACAAGGCUGGUAAAUUGUACUCCAUGUCGCCCUGUGACGCUGUCGUACCAAUCACCAAAGGUACCACCUACAACACUAUUGCCUAUUACUCCAAUGCCAAGCCUUUGAAGAGUGUAUAUGCAUUCUUUAGCAUCUAUGUAUCGAAUAUACUUGCUCCAACCACAACCACUGGAUCAACAGCUUCAUCUUCUGGAUCAUCUACCAGUGGAUCAACAGUUACCUCCACAACAGGUACCUCAACAUCCACUACCUCAACUGGAAAUGAUACUACUAUAGGUACUACCAUCACUGGUCCAUCAGUUGGAACUACAAUUGGUACUACUAUUACUACUACAACUACUACUACUGACUCAACAACUUCAACCACCUCAACAACUGGUACUACAACUUCUACUACUUCCACUGGUCCAUCUGUUGGAACUACCAUCGGAACAACAUCAACAACCACUAGUACUACUGAUACACCAACCAUCACUACAUCUACAACAGGUCCAGCUGUUGUAACUACUGUAUCUACAACAGCAACCACAGGUACAACUGUCAACCCAACUUCAACUCAUGUUGUAACUUCUACUGGUCAAACCACUACCACCGUCAUUCCAACUACAACUCAUGUUGCCACUACAACUGGUCAAACUACAACCACUGUAAAUCCAACAACGACUCAUGUUGUAACUUCUACUGGUCAAACAACAACAACAACAACCAUCAAUCCAACUACAACUCAUGUUGUUACUACAACUGGUCAAACUACUACCGUCAAUCCAACAACUCAUGUUGUAACCUCAACUGGUCAAACUACUAUUUCACCAACCUCAACACAUGUAGCUACUUCUGUUUCUACUGCCUCAACCACACACGAACCAAUUACCGCUCUUUUGACAUCCCUUGUUAGUACAGCAACCCAUAGCAACACAGGUCCUGCUACUCAUGGUACUACUUCAGGUCCAGCCACCCAUGGUACUACUGGUGGUCCAGCAACAUCAGGUGGUUCUUCUGGAAAGACAUCAGGUGGCUCAUCAGGUGGUUCCUCAGGAAAGACAUCUGGCGGUUCAUCCGGUAAAACUCAUGGAGGUACCCACGGAGGUUCUCAAGGUGGUAGUGCAGGUUCAGGUGGUCACAGUUCAUCAUCGACCACCCAAUCAGGUACUUCAGGAUCAUCCGGUUCACAAUCAGGUUCACAAUCAGGUUCACAAUCAGGCUCACAAUCAGGAUCGCAGUCUGGAACAUCAGGUUCACAAUCAGGAUCACAAUCAGGAUCACAGUCAGGUUCACAAUCAGGAUCACAAUCUGGUUCAUCUGGAUUCAUCACCACUCAUACAGGAUCUGGAACUGGUUCACAAUCUGGUUCUUCAUCUCAACCAACUGGUGCUGCCUCUGGAGUUACUGGAUCAUCAUCACAACCAACCACCUCUGGAAUCACUGGAUCAGGUAGUACUGGAACAAGUUCGACCGGUAGAACCUCUGGAGAUUCUAGUGGUCAGACUACUGGAACUGCUUCGACAAGCGGUCAAUCCACUGGUACUUCAGAUACUUCAUCAUCGACAAGUGGCCAAACUACAGGAUCUGCAUCGACUAGCGGACAAACUACAGGAUCUGCAUCGACUAGUGGACAAUCUACAGGUACUUCAGAUACUUCAUCAUCGACAAGUGGCCAAACUACAGGAUCUGCAUCGACAAGCGGACAAACCACAGGAACUGCUUCGACAAGUGGUCAGUCCACAGGUACCUCAGAUACCUCAUCAUCGACAAGUGGUCAAACCACAGGAUCUGCUUCAACAAGCGGACAAACUACAGGUUCUGCAUCGACUAGCGGACAAUCUACAGGUACCUCAGAUACCUCAUCAUCGACAAGUGGUCAAACUACAGGUUCUGCAUCGACUAGCGGACAAACUACUGGAUCUGCUUCAACCAGCGGUCAAACAACAGGAUCAGCAUCAAGUGGAUCUUCAACUGGUGGCGAAACAACUGGAUAUACUUCAGGUGGAUUGGCAGAGGAUGCCAAAUUCAAUUUCAAAUCGAAUAAUAAGAGAUUAAGAAUGAAAUUCUAUUAA